Molecule: messenger RNA, 1720 nt
Organism: Acaromyces ingoldii
Lineage: Eukaryota; Fungi; Basidiomycota; Exobasidiomycetes; Exobasidiales; Cryptobasidiaceae
Product: cytochrome P450
Exons: 7
Coding region: 92-1720 (542 amino acids)
Molecular function (GO): iron ion binding; oxidoreductase activity, acting on paired donors, with incorporation or reduction of molecular oxygen; monooxygenase activity
Source: RefSeq, a predicted model, not a curated record
AAUAUAUUGCACCACUUGGAACAAGAACACGGCGGACAAGUGCUCCUCCCCCUGUGAUACGACCCCGACUUGAUCGCAACCAGAGGUGGAAAUGGGACCAGCUGUCACGCUGCUCGUCGGCUUCGUCGCUUCGCUUUGCGUAGUUGCCUGGGUCCGCGGGACCACACGCAAGAAGUGGACGAGCUUGCCAGGACCACCGAAGGAAUCUUGGUUGUUGGGCAACAGGUUUGGGACAGCAGCUAAGAGCAGACGGAAUACAGAGCCUGAGGGACACUUUAGGGAGUUCUGCGAGCAGUAUGGCAACACGUUUGCAUUCCACGACUUGCUUGGAGCUCAGAAGAUAUUCAGCCGAGAUAUCAAGGUUCUGCAGCAGGUCACGUCAGACAUUCACACGUUCGUCUCUGAUGAGAUCACGGUGGAAAUGAUGAAGAUGGUCGCUGGCGGAGGCCUCGUCGCUGCCUAUGGAGACGACCACAGACGGAUGAGACGCAUCAUCUCGCCCGCCUUUUCCCUUGGUCAGAUCAAGCAAAUCACCCCGAUGAUUCUUCAGCAUGCUUCUGGGCUUCGUCGCCAAAUCGAGACUGCCAUCGAGCACCAGAACGUCCUCGACGUCACCCCCUUCCUGGACGCAGCGGCUCUAGAUGUGAUUGCAGAGGCUGGCUUCGGGCACAAGGUUCGCGCGCUCGAACUGGGUCUCCAGUCAUGUGAGCUUGCCAGCACAUAUUCCUCAACGGUCAGCAGCACCCUCGCGGGCGGCCUCAGCGUGCUCUUUGUUGCAUCCCUUGCAAAGCUGCUGCGGUGGCCGACGUUGGUGCGUUUCCCUUUGACGCAGACGCAUCGUGCACUCCGCCGCCAGAAAGCGAUCAUAGACCGAAUUGCUGGCGAAAUUCUCGAGAGCAAGAGGGAAGAGCUCAAAGAUCUCAGCGACGAGGAGGUGUUGGACGUAGGAAAGACGAUCUUGAGCAGCAUGAUGAAGAGCAACUUUCUCGGACGAAAAGAGACUAGACUAGCCGACGACGAGGUCGUCGGCCACAUCCAGACUUUCCUCUUUGCAGGAUUUGAGACGACGUCAACGACCCUCGCGUGGACGCUCUGGCGAUUGUCGCGCGAUCAGGCUUUGCAAGAGCGGGUGCGGCGCCAGAUAAAAGACUACCUGGUGCAGAGGGACGUCAGGACGGUGUCGGAGCUGCAGUACGAGGACAUUUGGUCACCGGAGCUCGAUCUCAUCGGACGUGUUGUACUAGAGACCUUGCGUCUCCAUCCGCCAGUCCCUACGAUGGAACGCGUAUCGACUCGAGACACGGUCCUGAAGUUGAGCGCGGAUGCCGACCUGGUUGGUCCGACUUUGGCCAUCGGAAAGGGCACCAAAGUCGUUUUAGGCUUGGCGGCACUCAGCUGUGACUCGGAGUACUUUGGCGCAAAUCCACUCGACUUCAAUCCUGACCGCUUCCUGCACCUGCCCGACAAGCACGGAGAUGCGCGUUUUGGACCCCAGGGAACGUUCACUUUCUCGGGUGGACCAAAGGCCUGCAUCGGGAUGCAGGUUGCAUUGACAGAGCUCCGCUCCUUUCUCGUCGAACUACUCGCCAACUUCCGUUUUGAGCCCGCCGACGGAGAGGGAACAGUGGAUGUGAUGCAGGCCCUAGUAUACAGGCCAGUUGUGAGGUGCGCGGGCGAGAAACCGGAGAUUGCUUUACCGUUGCACGUCGUUCGUCUGUAG